Molecule: messenger RNA, 1394 nt
Organism: Drosophila eugracilis
Lineage: Eukaryota; Metazoa; Arthropoda; Insecta; Diptera; Drosophilidae
Gene: FeCH
Product: ferrochelatase, mitochondrial
Exons: 5
Coding region: 74-1228 (384 amino acids)
Biological process (GO): heme biosynthetic process
Molecular function (GO): protoporphyrin ferrochelatase activity
Source: RefSeq, a predicted model, not a curated record
UAGGCGAUAUAUUAACAGAAAUAACGCCUCCUAAUAUCAAAGUACUUUUUGGGUCAAGUCAAAUUGAAAUAUAAUGUUUUUGCAUAACACAAAGCUGUGUCGACUGGCAGGCAGCCUGGCGAGCGGUGCUCGCCACCUGAGCAGCCAAAAACCGAAGACCGCGAUCCUAAUGCUUAACAUGGGUGGACCGACGCAUACGGACCAAGUGCACGACUACCUGCUACGUAUCAUGACCGACCGGGACAUGAUUCAGCUGCCCGUGCAAAGCCGCCUCGGUCCGUGGAUUGCCCAGCGCAGAACGCCGGAGGUGCAGAAAAAGUACAAGGAGAUUGGCGGGGGCUCUCCCAUACUGAAGUGGACAGAGUUGCAAGGUCAGCUCAUGUGCGAGCAGUUGGACAGAAUUUCUCCGGAAACAGGUCCCCAUAAGCACUACGUGGGCUUCCGCUACGUGAAUCCCCUCACCGAGAACACGUUGGCUGAGAUCGAAAACGAUAAACCUGAGCGCAUUGUCCUCUUCUCGCAAUAUCCACAGUACAGCUGUGCCACCUCUGGCUCCAGCUUUAACUCGAUAUUCACCCAUUACCGCAGCAAUAACUUGCCCUCGGACAUUAAGUGGAGCAUCAUCGAUAGGUGGGGCACUCAUCCACUCCUAAUCAAAACCUUCGCCCAGCGAAUUCGCGAUGAACUCGCCAAGUUCGUAGAGACAAAGCGUAACGAUGUGGUUAUCCUCUUCACUGCUCACUCCCUCCCUCUGAAAGCUGUGAACCGAGGCGAUGCCUAUCCUUCGGAGAUUGGGGCUAGUGUACACAUGGUCAUGCAGGAACUGGGACAAACGAAUCCGUAUAGCUUAGCUUGGCAGUCUAAGGUAGGGCCACUGCCCUGGCUAGCACCCGCCACCGAUGAUGCCAUCAAGGGCUAUGUAAAACAAGGCCUGAAGAACUUUAUUCUGGUGCCCAUCGCCUUUGUGAAUGAGCACAUCGAAACACUGCACGAACUGGAUAUCGAGUACUGCGACGAACUAGCGAAGGAGGUCGGCGUGGAGGAGAUCAGACGGGCGGCAGCCCCCAACGACCAUCCUCUGUUUAUUGACGCCUUGAGCAACAUUGUGGCAGACCACCUGAAGUCCCAGCAGUCGGUUAAUCCCAAGUUUCUAAUGCGCUGCCCCAUGUGUUCCAAUCCAAAGUGCAGAGAGAGUAAGAGCUGGUACCGUCAGCUCUGUUCAAGCUAGGCAAGUGAUGCAUUUCGCGGAAUUCCGACGCACUGCGUGACAGGUAUUCCAAUCGCUCCAGCUGGGGCUGUCAUUCAUACAUUAUUCUGGGUCUCUGGGGGAUAGGCUUUUCACAUAACCUUGUGCAUUAAUAAAAGACACUGCCGAGCAGUAAAUAUAAUACAAA